AUGAGCGCUACUUCCGCCGCAAUGCCCAAGGCCGCGGCUAUUCCCGCCCGUUUACUCCGGAGUACAUCGCGGCAAUAUUCGAAGAGCCCAGCAACCAGCGUUCGGGCCUACCAUGCCUCACCGACUUCAUCAACUGACAAGCGGGUGCGAUGUGGUGCAACUAAUAAGAAGCAAUCUGUGUUUUCCUCGUCAAGGAUUUUCCAUACUACUGCUCCCCUUGCCGCGGUCCCCGACCCAUACAAAGUCUUAGGAGUCGAUAAAAAUGCAUCCGCAGGCGAUAUCAAGAAAGCCUACUAUGGAAUGGCAAAGAAAUACCACCCGGACACCAACAAGGAGCCAAAUGCUAAGGAAAAGUUCGCGGAGGCCCAGACAGCUUACGAGUUACUUUCCGAUCCCAAGAAGCGUGAGAACUACGAUCGAUUUGGCUCCGCAGCGUUCGACCAAAACGGUGGCUUCGAUCCCAGCGCAGCCGGCGGUAACCCGUUCGCAGGUGCCGGUGGGUUCCACGGAUUUGGCGGUGGCUUUGGAGGUGGUUUCCCUGGUGGUUUUGGAGGAGCAGAUAUCAAUUUCGAGGAUCUCUUCGGCGCAUUCACAGGUGGCGCACGUCGUUCUGGUCGAGGCCGACGGGGACCGUUCCAAGAGAUUCUGGUAGGCGAAGACAUUGAAGUCCAGACCAACAUUUCUUUCAUGGAAGCCGCGAAAGGUACAACAAAAGAUAUCGUUAUCACACCUUUGACUCCAUGCGGUACAUGUAGCGGCGACGGGCUUAAGAAAGGCGCCAAACGCACCCAGUGCCGUGUAUGCAACGGCUCUGGAACCCGUGUGCACUUUAUGCAGGGAGGCUUCCAGGUGGCAGCCACUUGUGAUGCCUGUGGAGGUGUAGGCAUGUCUGUCCCAAGGGGCUCGGAGUGUGGCUCCUGCAAUGGCAACGGUGUGGUCAGGGGCAAAAAGACCGUACAGGUUGACAUUCCAGGUGGUGUAGAGGAUGGCAUGCGCUUGCGCGUGAGCAACGAAGGAGAUGCACCACCCACCGGAACAUCUGCCGCACCCGGAGCCCGCACACAACGAGGCGACCUGUACGUGUCCAUUCGGGUCGCUCCUGAUCAUAGAUUCAGCCGUUCCGGUUCCGAUAUUCUCUAUACGGCUCAGAUUCCCCUCACGACUGCUCUUUUGGGUGGUGAAGUAACCGUGCCGACCCUUGAUGGUGAAGUCAAGAUUAAGGUUGGCACGGGUACUGGCACCGGCGACAAGGUCACACUUUCUGGAAUGGGUAUGAAGCGACUUGGUAGUCGUACGAGUCGCUUCAGCCCCACUGGUGAUCUCAAGGUCGAGUUCAAGGUUGCCAUGCCCAAGUACUUGACAGGUAACCAGCGGACUAUCCUAGAAGUUCUUGCGGAUGAGAUGGGUGACAAGACGGCCAAGCGAGUCAUGGACGUUGGAAAGGAUAGCCCACCGUCCGGAGGGGACGCUUCCGCAGGAGACUCCAAAAACGAAGGAUUUCUCAAAUCCGCUUGGCACAAACUCGUGAACAAAGAGACCGGGACUCUACGUUCCGCUAACCUUGUUGACCUCCUGCCUUCCUUUACCCCACAGCUCUCCAUUGCCGAUAAUCCUCCCCUCCUCCCUUCCACUGCGCAAGCCCACCCAGCUAUUCUUUCGCCCUCAUACCCCCAGUUCGGCUCCGUUGUAUUUUCUCCGUCUGUGGAUGGGAGCUCCCGGCUCCUUCCGACCUACAAGAUGGUUCAGUCGCCAAUGAUCUCAUGUCCGCUGAAGCAGACCAACGAAAUUGAUUGGAUCCAACCACUCAAGGACUACAUACGCCAGACCUAUGGUGAAGACCCCGAAAGAUAUGGCCAAGAAUGCGCAACCCUCAACAGAUUGCGCCAGGAUAUGAGAGGUGCAGGGAAAGAUAGUGCGACAGGGCGCGACCUAUUGUAUCGGUAUUAUGGGCAGCUGGAGCUCCUCGAUCUGAGGUUUCCUGUGGACGAAAAUCACAUUAAAAUAUCAUUCACUUGGUACGAUGCUUUCACACAUAAGCCCACCUCUCAAUACUCCCUAGCUUUCGAGAAAGCCUCAAUCAUUUUCAACAUAUCCGCCGUCCUGUCCUGUCAUGCUGCGAAUCAGAACCGGGCGGAGGAUUCGGGCCUGAAAACCGCCUAUCACUCAUUCCAGGCGGCCGCGGGGAUGUUUACCUAUAUCAAUGAGAACUUCCUACACGCACCGUCGACCGACCUGAACCGAGAGACUGUUAAGACUCUAAUCAAUAUCACCCUAGCCCAGGGUCAAGAGGUCUUCCUCGAGAAACAAGUGGCCGACCAGAAGAAAGUCGGCUUCCUUGCAAAACUCGCCAGUCAAUCAGCAUAUCUAUACUCACAGGCAGUUGAGGGGAUGCAAGAGUAUGCGAAGGGUGUCUUUGAGAAGGUCUGGGUGGUUGUGGUUCAAGCUAAAGCGGCGCAUAUGGCUUCGGUGGCUUCUUAUUACCAAGCCAUGGCUGACAGUGAGAGCGGAUCGCAUGGGGUGGCCAUCGCUAGGCUUCAGCUAGCCGAGAAGAACUCAACUGCUGCAUUGAGUUGGGCAAAGUCCUUCCCAUCAUCCGUACCUCCCAAUUCAAACCUGAGCGCCGAGUCGGGCUCUACUCUGUUGGACAUCGUCAAAUAUCAUCUUGCAACUGUACAGGCUAAUCUCGUGACAUUCACUAAGGACAAUGAUUUCAUCUACCACCAGCCAGUUCCGAACGAAGCGGGCCUGUCGGCUGUUGCAAAGCUGCCUGCGGCGAAGGCCAUCCCAGUCAGCGAGCUCUAUCAGGGACAGGAUAUCCAGCGGAUCAUCGGGCCGGAUAUCUUUCAGAAACUCGUACCUAUGUCUGUCACGGAGACAGCCAGUCUCUAUGACGAGGAAAAGGCGAAGUUGAUACGGGCGGAAACGGAGAAAGUUGAAACAGCAAAUGGAGAAAUGGCCGCGAGUUUGGACUACCUGAAGUUACCUGGAAGCUUGAACAUUCUCAAGGGCGGGAUGGACCAGGAGAUGACAGUCGAUGACGAGUUCCGACGAUGGUGUCAAGAUCUUGCGGGGCAUCAAUCUUUCACCAAAGCGUUUGAUAGUUUGCAGGAGCGCAAAUCGGAAACGCUGGCCCAGCUAGAUCAAUGCGCUAAGCAACUUGACCUGGAGGAAAGUGUUUGCGAAAAGAUGCGCUCUAAGUACGGACCUGACUGGAGUCAGCAGCCUAGUGCAAGGCUAAAUACUACACUACGCGGCGAUGUUCGUACAUAUCGGGACACCGUCAAUGAAGCCAGUGCCAGCGAUUCUCAACUCCUCUCUACAUUUCGACAGUAUGAGUCGGACUUUGAUGAGAUGCGAUCUGCGGGAGAAACAGACGAGGCCGAUGUAUUGUUCCAGCGGGCGAUGAUCAAGGCCGGGUCUAAGUUUGGCAAAGGCAAGAAUGGCCACAGUAGCCCUUACGCGCCAACAUCGGAAGUAAGCUUGAUAGACGAUGUUUACGAUGAGGGAGGGCUUUCGGUGGCGGAACAGAUUUCCAUGGUUGAGUCCAUUCUCAAGAAGUUGAACUUGCUCAAGCGAGAACGGUCCCAGGUCUUGAAAGACCUGAAAGAGAAGGUUCACACUGAUGACAUAUCGAAUGUGCUCAUACUGAACAAGAAGUCCAUUGCUGGGCAGGAGGCGCAGCUUUUCGAAGCUGAAUUGGAGAAAUUCCGCCCACACCAAAACCGGUUGCUACAAGCCAACCAUAAGCAAGCCUCACUAAUGAAAGAGCUCACUAAAAUCUAUGGCGACUUGCUUCAGGACAAGCGAGUGCGGGCCGAACAGUCGAAAUAUGAAACCAUAACCCGCCAAAGAAAUGCAGUCAUGGCGCGGUAUAAAAAGGUAUACGAUGCGUUCAAUGGCCUGCUAUCGGGAGUUAGACAAGCACAGACCUUUUAUACCGAAAUGGGCGACACAGUGGAGAGCCUGAGGAAGAAUGUGGAAACUUUCAUCAACAAUCGGAGGUCUGAAGGCGCUCAGCUUUUAGGGCAAAUCGAACGCGAGAAGGCGAGUAGUGCGACGGAACAGGAGGAUCGUGAACGGGAAAAGCUCAGGCAGUUGAUGGAACGUCUUUCCACUGAGCCUAAGCCGUCUUCUUCCUCGUCUUCAGGGGUUCCGACAAAGGUGAAGUCUCCUCCGCCUCCUGUGCAGACACCCAGCUAUCCAGGUCCUGGCAUAUCCUCGCCGAAGAUGUCGCCGCGUUAUCCUCCUGUCGCAGGACAAUCCCACGGACCCCCGCUCUCUCACUCUCCGGCACCGUAUGGUCAAUACACAAGCUCUGGGGCCGGCGUUUCAUACGUGCCGGGCCAACCUUUCCAACAGGGGGCGGCAGCACCGCUCACUGAGAGCUAUAACCCCAUGGCGUAUCCCUUCCCCGCCUCCGCCUCGCCUCCUCCAACCCAACAAUAUUUUUCGUCCACACCCACCCCAUACAGCGGCUACUCCAAUCCAACUCCACCCACUGCACCCUCGCAAUUUAUGCCUCAGGGGUACGUCCCGCCUCCCCCGCCACCGCGUCCCCAGCAAACCUCGUAUGCCCCGUCCACGGGACCCUUCCCCUCUGGCCCUGGCGGAUACGCCCAAAGCAGACCGUACGGCUCAAGUCAGCAUCACAAGGUGCAGUCCCAAUCCUCACAGUCGCAAGGCCAGCCCGCGUCAGCCGAUCCUUGGGCGGGUCUCAACGCAUGGAAAUAA
This is a messenger RNA of Aspergillus nomiae NRRL 13137, 4731 nucleotides long. RefSeq lists its product as uncharacterized. Gene Ontology annotation, molecular function: heat shock protein binding; ATP binding. The record is from RefSeq and is a predicted model, not a curated record. Lineage: Eukaryota; Fungi; Ascomycota; Eurotiomycetes; Eurotiales; Aspergillaceae. Bases 1 to 4731 code for a protein of 1576 amino acids. Gene Ontology annotation, cellular component: endosome. The transcript has 7 exons. Gene Ontology annotation, biological process: response to heat; protein transport to vacuole involved in ubiquitin-dependent protein catabolic process via the multivesicular body sorting pathway; protein folding.